AUGGCUGACCUAAACAACAGUUCAUCUGACGAAAGUACUGAUGCAUCAAAUUCACAAUUUGAUUCAUUAAAAGCCUUAUAUUCAUCAAAAUAUAAAAUUCCAAUACCCGAAGCACCAAUUUAUGAUAACAUAAAUAAAUACGACUCUGUAUUAAAUGAAAAUUUACAUAAAAAUAAUAAUAGCAACAAAAAAACCUCAAAAGAUGCAGCUGUCAAGAGUGUGCCUACGCGAAGAUUUUUGCCUCAUCAACAACCUGUCGAGUGUAAAAGACCAGUUCAUCGGAUAAAUUCAAAUCGAAAUGUUUUGGCAAAAAUGGAAAAUAUAGAUGGACCACUUCAAUUGCUUUUCAAUUGCAUGCAAAUGAAAACCAAAAUCAAGGUUUUAACGAGGAAUGCGAGGGGAAUUAGAGGAUAUAUUGAGGCUUAUGUUGCUGCAUUUGAUAAGCAUUGGAACUUGGCACUGGAAGAUUGUACCGAAGUGUGGACUAGAAAAAUUAAAAGAAAAGCACCAGCACUUGGUAUUGCAGCAAAAUUUAAGGCAAUCGAGGAGGACACACCGAAGGUUAUCGUGAAAGAGUGUAACGAAAAAACUGAGACCUUGGAAAGACACGUGCCACAGAUUUUGUUGAGAGGCGAACAAGUUGCUGUCAUCAUUAAAGUCAAUUGACUUUUAAUAUAUUACAAUA
This is a messenger RNA of Aphidius gifuensis, 685 nucleotides long. RefSeq names its product U7 snRNA-associated Sm-like protein LSm11 (gene Lsm11). Gene Ontology annotation, molecular function: U7 snRNA binding. Bases 1 to 666 code for a protein of 221 amino acids. The record is from RefSeq and is a predicted model, not a curated record. Gene Ontology annotation, biological process: mRNA 3'-end processing by stem-loop binding and cleavage. The transcript is spliced from 5 exons. Gene Ontology annotation, cellular component: U7 snRNP. Lineage: Eukaryota; Metazoa; Arthropoda; Insecta; Hymenoptera; Braconidae.